Molecule: messenger RNA, 4942 nt
Organism: Styela clava
Lineage: Eukaryota; Metazoa; Chordata; Ascidiacea; Stolidobranchia; Styelidae
Source: RefSeq, a predicted model, not a curated record
GGGGUUUGGGUGUCUGUGAUUUAGGGAAGCGAGCAUGAUGAACCUUAAGGUUCAUACAUGUAUUUCUGUAAUAAAUACUCUUCACUGGGUGAGCAGUGUCUUGAUCUGCAUCAUCACACCUUCAGACGCAGUUGGAGGUAAAACACCGAAUAAACACUGCAUCCCCCAUUACUCCGCAUUUGCAGUAUUCGUUAAUCAACCAGGGAAUUGGGUCAUGACAUGUGAAAAUAAAAAUGGCGAGGUCGGAUAUGGAACGGUAUGCAGAUAUCACUGCAACGACAAAACUAUGAUACCUGGAAUUCGGCCUUAUCGCCAUAUGCAGUGUUGGAUGAUAUGGGAUACCAAGAAUUCAAUCGUGACCACUGCUUGGCGAGGAGGACUAGGGGCAUGUAGUAACGUUUUUUGUGGAAACUCUCCAUUGCUCUAUGGUGUGCGUGAGCCAGAAUAUUGUCAUCCACUAAGGAAUGAGGAGUAUGGAUAUAUUCUUAAUGCACUUUGUGAUUUUCGAUGUGCAACAGGUGGACUAAAUACUGUUGUUUGUGUUAAAAGAGAUCCAAAUACACCAGGGAGAAUAAAUCAUGGAAUAUGGAAGACUUGGGUAGCUCAAUGUAAACCUUACGAUUGUACUGCACCAAAUCUUAUGCCUGGCACAUUUCUUGAAAGCUGUGACAAGGAGAUUGAUGAAGCCAACAAUGUUUACAGAUUUAACACUACCUGCAAAGUGACAUGUGAUGAUUAUUCAUAUAAUGUGACACAUAGAAAGCCAAUAAGCUGUAUUAACCGCCAGUAUGACAUGGGUUUAUUGUCUGAAUGGUGGCCUGAACCACCCAGUUGUGUCAGGAAGCCUGUUUUAUGCGCUCCCCUUUAUGAUCUAAAAAAUCCAAUUGAAGAGACAUUUCAUUGUUUACAUGACAACGAAUUGGCAUGCAGACUUUCCUGUCUUGAAGGGCGUGCUGUUUUUGGCCCUCGAUUACUGACCUGUAAACAAACUGGUGACUUUGAUGAAUAUGGACUUAACGGUGUAUGGACAAGUGAAGGAUUUAAAGAUGGAAUGAUGCCAAAUUGCGUUGACAGAGUAUGCCAUGAUAUGUCUCAUUUCCCUGGAGGGGAUUUGUAUUCAUGCACAAGUAACAUAUAUUUGGUUGGAACUGAAUGUGAGUAUCAUUGCCCACUCGGUACAUACACCGUUCCUAAAGGUGAAAAAAUCAAAGUUGUUUGUGAAAAUGAUUAUCUGGAAAGUUACAUUCCAGCUUUUGAUGGCAUAGUGAGAGUGGAGUAUUAUCCAUGCAUUGAUAUUGUAUGUGAGGAAAUUCAAGUAGAUAAUAUUGAUGUUGAAGUAACAUGUACAAACACCAUUUAUUAUGACUCUCGCUGUAAUUUUGCAUGCAAAACUGGUUUAAUUAUGACUGAACACACUGAAGUUACUUGUGUAGAUUCAGAUGAUGAUGGAAAUGGAGAAUGGAAUCUAGAUUUUCCUGACUGUACUGGUGUCACAUGCCCUGAAAUUGCGCUGUCGUCGGGUUUGCAACUAGACUGCACAAAUUCUAAUAAUCUUGGAUCUUCAUGCACUUUCACUUGUGAUUCUGGAUAUAUUCUGACUUCUGAGCAAAACACAAUUACUUGUAUCGAUCCUGAUGAUGACAGAAGGGGAAGUUGGGAUUUAUAUGUGCCUGCAUGUAAAGGUAUAACUUGUCAAGAACUGGAUGAGCUUUCCAUUCCUGAUGACACCUAUGUAAGUUGCACGUCAUCAAAUAAUUUAGACUCUGUGUGCACCAUAACCUGCCCUGAACAAAUGUCACUGAAAGGUGCACCAGAUGAAGUGGCAUGCUUGGAUGAAGAUGGAGAUUCAAUUGCAGAAUGGAGUCGAGAGUUUUCACUUUGCACUUUGAUUGAAUGUGAACCUCUGGAACAAUCUCAGUUUACAAGUGAGACUUCAUUUAGUUGUUCUAAUGAAGCUGUCAUUGGCUCUGAAUGUGUCUUUCAGUGCCAAGAGGGUACCCGAUUACCUGUAUCUUCAACUUCAUUUUUUUGUAAGGAUAUUGACAGUGAUCGUAUUGCAGCUUGGGAUCCUCCUGUUGAAAGUUGUGUCUACUUACCUAUUGAGUGCACCAGCCAUUUGAGUGGACAUUCAGUUGAAUGUAUUAAUGCUAUUUGGAUUGAUGGUGGUUGCAAUAAUGACGGUAUUGAUGCUCCACCAAAGCUUUCUGCUAGUAGGAUAUCAGAAUUGGAAAACAUACCAUUAAGUGACAUGCUGCAGCAAUUUGAAGGUUUGAAAUCAAGUGCAGUUAAUGGGGAUUCAAUAUCGCAAAGGAAAUGCGUAGGAUUUGCCUAUCCGAAGACUUGUACCAAUCUUGAUGGACCCCAUACUGAUGCAUGUCUGAUAUCACUUUGGCUGAUUGCGGGCUGUUCGCAAGAGGGUACCAGACAUCCCCAGAGCCUCGCAAGUGCUCAACGUGAGGAAUUGAAUUCAAUGAGUUUAAGGAAUGUAAUUGAUGAUUUUAAUAAAACCUACGAAGAUGCAGCCAGUGGAAUUGAUUUAAAGCAACUCCAAUGUUAUGGAUUGGUCUUUCCUACCCAUUGUAUGAAUUACAACGGUCCACACUCUAUUGAAUGCCUUGAAACCAUAUGGCUGUCUGCAAAAUGUUUAGAAGAAGGAAAUGACUCUCCAGAAAAGAGAGAUGAAAUAGAAUUUACUCGAUUAAAUGGUUUGAAUUUGAGAGAUAUUAUCAAUGAAUUUAACAACACUUUUGCAUUGGCUGAUGGUGGAGAUGAAGACAAGCAGAUGUCCUGUUUUGGAAUGGUGUACCCCACAAGUUGUAUAAAUUAUUAUGGUGCUCAUAGCAUUGAUUGCUUAAAAACAGUUUGGAAUAGUGCAACAUGUACACCUGAGGGUUCCGAAUAUCCAGAGAAACUCAGUACUCCACAACAUGAAAAUUUGAAUAAUAAAAACUUGAAAGAACUAGCAACUUUAUUUAAUGCAUUAGCGCAAUCAGCAAAUGAUGGUAGUGAAGAAAAUCAACUCAAAUGCUUUGGAAUAGUUUAUCCUGAAAACUGUGAAAAUUAUUAUGGACCUCAUUCUGUCGAUUGCUUGAAGACAAUGUGGUUAUCUGCAAAGUGUACACAACAAGGAAGCAAAUAUCCUGAAAUUAGAGACACAGCUGACUUGGCACGUUUGAAUGGCUUGAAUUUAAGGGAAGUGUUAUUGGAGUUCAAUGAGACGUAUAAUGCUGCAGAAAGUGGUGAUUCAGCCAAUCAAGAUUUUUGUUUUGGGAUGGCAUAUCCCAUUAACUGUGCAAAAUACUAUGGCUCACACUCACUCGAAUGCCUUGAAACUAUAUGGUUGUCUGCAAAAUGUUUAGAAGAAGGAAGCAAAUAUCCUAAUAAACUUGAUGAGACAGAAUUGAACAGAUUGAAUGAACUGAAUCUAAGGGAAGUGUCUCUGGAGUUCACCAAUAUAUUUGAUGCUGCGGAAAGCGGUGAUGUAGAUAGUCAAGGCUAUUGUCUUGGAAUUUCCUAUCCCGAAAGCUGUGUUAAUUACUAUGGGCCUCACGCGCUUAAUUGUCUAAAUACAAUGUGGUUAACUGCAAAGUGUUUGUUGGAAGGGAGCAAAUAUCCAGAGAAAAGAUAUGAAACUGAUUUGUCUCGUUUAAAUGGAUUAAAUUUGAGAGAAGUCAUAAUAGAAUUCAACAAUACUUUUAUUUCUGCUGAAAAUAAUGACCCAGAUAAUCAGAACUACUGUCUGGGAUUAGUUUAUCCUGAUGAAUGCACAAAUUAUUAUGGUCCGCAUCCUGUUGACUGUUUGAAAACAAUUUGGUUCUCUGUGAAAUGUUUGGUAGAAGGAACCUGGUUUCCAGAGAAAAGAGAUGCUUCUGAGAUAGCUCGUUUAGGAGAUUUGGAUAUCAGAGAAUUAAUUUUGGAGUUCAACAACACCUUUAAUACUGCUGAAAAUGGUGAUGUCAAUAGCCAAGAGCAUUGUCAUGGAAUUUCAUAUCCUGAAAAUUGUCAAAAAUACUUUGGCCCCCACUCUCUAGAAUGUCUUGAAACGAUGUGGUUGUCGGCAAGAUGUUUGAGGGAAGGAUCUAAAUUUCCAGCUAAAAGAGAUUCUAAUGAUUUAUCACGUCUGGAUGGCUUAAAUAUUAGAGAAGUGGUCUCUGAAUUUAACUAUACAUAUCUUGCUGCUGAUAAUGGAGAUUCAAAUGAACAAACUUUCUGCUUUGGAAUUCUCUAUCCUUCAAACUGCGAGAAAUACUAUGGCCCUCACACUGUUGAAUGUCUCGAAACAAUAUGGUUGUCUGUAAGUUGCUUGGAAGAAGGCAGCAAAUAUCCAAGUAAACUAGAUGUGACAGAACUUGAUCGACUAAAUGGUUUAAAUAUAAGAGAAGUGGUAUUGGAGUUCAAUGACACAUUUGCUGCUGCUGAUGGAGGCGAUGCCAAAUAUCAGGAAUUUUGUCUUGGAAAAUCUUACCCUGUGAAUUGUGAAAAUUACUAUGGCCCUCAUUCUGUCGAGUGCUUGAAUACAAUUUGGCUGUCUGUUAAAUGUUUGGAAGAAGGAAGCAAAUACCCGGAAAAGCGAGAAUCUUCAGAUUUAACUCGAUUGGAUGGCCUAAAUAUCAGAGAAGUUGUUACAGAGUUCAAUAAUACUUUCAUAGCUGCAGACAAUGGAGAUCAAGAUAGUCAGAAUCUCUGUCUUGGAAUUGUUUAUCCAACAAAUUGUAUCAACUAUUAUGGACCACAUCCUGUUGAAUGUUUGGAAACAAUGUGGUUAUCAGCUCGAUGUUUAGAAGAGGGGACCAAAUAUCCUACAAAGCUACCAUCUGCAGAUUUGACUCAAUUAGAUGGUCUAAAUAUCAGGGAGGUGAUUCUUGAAUUCAAUGCAACAUUCAAUGCUGCUGAUAAUGGUGAUGCCGAUAAUCAAGAAUAUUGCCUUGGAAUUUGUGAGUAA